AAAAUAUAGAAGAAAUAACGGGUUUUUAUUGGGGGACUACUUUUGUUCGGGAUGAUUUCCUAUGGAAGUCCUUAGGUCUGUCAUUUAAUCUGACGUGUCUUUGAUUCUAGGAUAUCUCAUGAAAAGAUGACAGAACAAAAAGAUUUAUCAAACAAUCCAUUUGCAGCUUUGCUGACAGGUGGAGAUGUGCCCUAUAGCUUCCAGUCUUCUAAGGAAGAACAGGAAACACCUGAAUCACAACCAGUUAUAGCAGUAGAAAUGAAAGCUGAAGACUGGAAAUCUGUGGCAGAAUAUAAACUAGAAAUCAACAAUCUCAUAGAAACCAUUUUUCUACUAACACUUGAAAAAGACCCUGAAGCCUAUAUAGAAAGACCUUCUAGAUGUGUUUUUAUGACAGAUUUAGCACAAACUUUAGAAGGACAAACAUGGUUGGAUAUGGACUGUUUAGAACAAGCUGUAUUUGAGAGAUUACUAAUGAAAGAGCCAGGAUUAUAUAUAGUAACACUAACAUCAGCUAAAACAGAAGAUGCUGAGUCAGCAAGAAUAGCUGGAGAAUCACAAGUUCUUCAUUAUCUGUAUCAGUGUUAUGUUAGAGUAAAGAACAUGGAAAGUCAAAAUAGGAUGCCAAAGAUGAAAGCAGAAAUGAACAAAUGUAAGGCAGUGAUUGUUAUGAAUGCUAAGACCUGUCUACAACAACCAGAUUUAUAUGAACAGAACUUGUCCAAACAGUUUGUUGAUAUUUAUCAGUCAGAGGACAGUUUCUUAUCAUCAUAUAGUCAUGUGAUUAUGGUAGAAUUUUGUGAUCGUGUUGUGGAAGAGAUAGAUAAAAGUAAAGAGGAUGGAUCUUUGAAUGAUGUAUUCAAACCAGUUCUAGAAUCACUAAAGAACAAUAUGAUGAAAGAUAGUACCUUGAUGAACCCAAAUGUUCUCAGAAAUAUAGAUUUUAUGGUAUUUUUUACAAGACAUCCAGAAAUGUCUAAGGUACUGCUGGAUCACAGUGCACCAAGAGAUUGGAACAAAGGAAAGACCUAUGAACAGACUUUACUAGGCUCAUUAUUCUGCUUUAGUUCUAUUCCAAGGUCAGAACUUGGUCCAUGUGAAUUUUUCUCAGAUCCAGCAUCGAAAUCACAAAGAGAUAUUGAUGCUAUGGAGAACAAUAUUCAUCAGCCUUUGACAAGAAUUGGAGAUAAAGUUCAUACCUUCUUCCUAAGUUUGAUCAAAUCAUCUUCUCAGGCAAAACAUGGUACACUACUGUGGCUAGGUAGAUGUAUAUCUGCUAACUCAGGUAAAUCUAAGAUUUGGUCAGCUCAGAUGCCUCAGUUAUUCAAUCAGAUGUAUGCAUAUGAUGGAUUCUGUUUAAAUUUAUGUUAUUUAAUGUUAAAACUUUCUGUGCCUUUCUCUGAACCACAAUGUGACAAACUUCUUAAAGUACAACCCACCUAUUGUUCCGUGGACAUUAAUAAUGACAACGACAAGAGCCAACAGAGAAAUAUACAUGCUUUUGGGUUGAAUAAAGAAACAUGUUUGAUACCGAUGCCAGAAAAUGAACAGUUGGAACCUUUAGAGUCUUACAAUUUUAUAUCAGAGUGUUUUUUCUUGACUCAUCAAUGUUUAAACAUGGGAUUCAAACCUUUGAAUGAAAAGUUUGUAAAACUAAAUCAAAGUUUAGGAAGAAUACAACGUUUAUAUCAGGAUGCUACAAACCAGGGAGGCAACGAUUCAAUGGAACCAGUCAGACAGCUUAAAAGUAAAAUGGAAGAAGGAAUGACUAUUUAUUUAAGUAUUAGGGCAGCUGUAACAGAACCCAAAUUUUUAGAAAUGUCUUUGAACUUUCACAUAUCAACUGCAACAUGGAUGUGUCUUGUUGCUGUGAAGGACAACCCACAAUGCUUCAGUGAUAUCACACUUCCUCUUCCUGAUGAAGCACCAAAAUGUCUAGCAUGCAUUCCAGAGUUUAUUAUGGGAAAUAUUACAGACUUUACACAAUUUUUGCAUAGAUUUAAAGAUCAAGUCUUUGAGUUUGUUGGUGAGAAACUAAGCCAUUUUAUGACAUUGAUAUUGGUUUAUAUGGGUAAUCCUGAUCGUAUGAAGAACCCACAUUUGAGAGCAGAAUUAGCAGAAACUUUAGCUAUGUUAUUACCUAGUGACCAAACACAAAACAGAGCGCUAAUGUCAAGGUAUUAUAAAGGACAGUUAUUUGUACAGCAUCCAUUAAUUGACCAUUUAGCAGAAAAGUUACUACAUGUAUUUGUUAGUAUAGAGAUGACAGGCCAAAGUGUACAGUUUGAACAGAAAUUCAAUUACAGAAGACCUAUGUACCAAGUACUAGAGCAUAUAUGGGAAAUAGAAUCACAUAGAAAUGCCAUUAAGAGUUUAUCUCGAUUUGCAGAAGAGAAUAUAGAAGCUACAGAUGCUCCAUUGUUCCUGAGGUUUAUAAAUCUCCUCAUUAACGAUGCUAUCUUCCUGUUAGACGAGGCAUUAGAUUACAUGAGUCAAAUCAAAGAUAAAGAACAAGCCAAAGAACAAGGUGAAUGGACCAACAUGACACCAGAACAACGACAGGAAGCUGAAAUGAGUCUACGACAACUCAGUAUGAUAGCUCGUUAUCACAAUGUGAUGGGAAAUCAUACUAUACAUAUGUUAGAACUAUUGACUAGAGAGAUUAAAUCAAUAUUUUGUCAUAAUUCCAUGGUUGACCGAAUCUCAGGAAUGUUAAAUUAUUUCUUGGUCAAUUUAGUUGGACCAAAACAGAGGAAUUUCAAAGUAAAAGAUAAAGAUGAAUAUGAGUUUAAACCUCAAGAGACAGUAUCUGACAUAUCCCAGAUUUAUCUGAACUUAGAGGAGGAUGUUAACUUUUGUAUUGCUGUUGUAAAUGAUGGAAGAUCUUACUCUGAUGAUCUCUUUCCUAAAGCUAUUAAUGUUCUCAAGAAAAUACAUAAACCUGCUUCAAUGUUAGAAAAUAUGGAGAAUCUUCAUUUAAAAAAUCAGAAACUAAGAGUACAACAGAAAGCAGAUGAAGAACUUUUUGCUGAUCCUCCAGAAGAAUUCUUAGAUGAAAUCAUGGGAACAUUAAUGAAAGAUCCUGUGAUAUUACCUUCUUCUGGGAAUAUAGUGGAUAGAUCAACCAUAGCCAGACAUUUACUCAGCGAUCAGAAUGACCCAUUCAACAGGGAGGCAUUAUCAUUAGAUAUGGUUAUACCACAUGCUGAACUCCAGGAGAAGAUAGAAGCCUGGAAAGAAGAACAUCGAAAUAAAAGUUGAUAAAGUUGAUGAAUAGAACUAUUAAAGAGACAAAUAAGUUGAAUUCCAGAAUAUUGAAUCGUAUAGCACUGUCUACAAGAAUAUGAAACCAUAUAUUUUCUGUGAUAGAAACCUUUAUUAAACUUGUGUUUAUCAUAACUGUAUGUUUGUGCAAUAAGAAGUGAA
Mytilus trossulus (common blue mussel) is the source of this 3426-nucleotide messenger RNA. Its product is annotated as ubiquitin conjugation factor E4 A-like. Gene Ontology annotation, biological process: protein polyubiquitination. The transcript has 19 exons. Lineage: Eukaryota; Metazoa; Mollusca; Bivalvia; Mytilida; Mytilidae. Gene Ontology annotation, molecular function: ubiquitin-ubiquitin ligase activity. Gene Ontology annotation, cellular component: nucleus; ubiquitin ligase complex; cytoplasm. The record is from RefSeq and is a predicted model, not a curated record. Bases 127 to 3261 code for a protein of 1044 amino acids.